This is a messenger RNA of Glossina fuscipes, 1108 nucleotides long. RefSeq names its product phosphoserine phosphatase (gene aay). The record is from RefSeq and is a predicted model, not a curated record. NCBI's taxonomy places the organism in Eukaryota, Metazoa, Arthropoda, Insecta, Diptera, Glossinidae. Gene Ontology annotation, cellular component: cytoplasm. Gene Ontology annotation, biological process: dephosphorylation; L-serine biosynthetic process. Gene Ontology annotation, molecular function: L-phosphoserine phosphatase activity; magnesium ion binding. The coding region runs from base 167 to 961 and encodes 264 amino acids. The transcript has a single exon.
AAAGGCAAGCGCAGCAAACAAAAAAACAAAAAAGUCAAAGUAAAGCGCAAACUGUUAGCAAAAUAAAUUAUACCGUUUGUUAAAGAGCGCGUGUAUUUUACAUAUUUUUAAAAGAAGAAAAAAAAAAAAUUUCGGCAGCAACAUUAAACGCUUUAUCAGUAUAAUAAUGAAUUCGACUAUCGGUCUUAGUGUAGCUCGCACAACUAGUAAUGGUUGUGCGUCUUCUUUGAUUGGUGUAGCCGGUACUUGCCAUGCGGUUGGCAUGCAUAACGGCAGCGUGGAUAAUCAACAAAAAUGUAGAAAUGUGGAAUUGGCGGCCAAAAUUAUCGAACAAACGAAUAUUGUUUGCUUUGAUGUCGAUUCGACUGUGAUACGCGAAGAAGGCAUCGACGAGUUGGCCGAUUUUUGCGGUAAAGGCUCUGAAGUCGCUCGUGUAACCAAAGAUGCUAUGGCUGGCACUAUGACAUUUCAGGACGCAUUAAAAAUGCGUUUGGAUAUUAUUCAACCAAGUCAAAAGCAAAUUUCAGACUUUUUAAGAGAACGUCCCAGCACAUUAAGCCGUAAUAUUAAACGUUUUAUCCAGCAUUUACAGUCGAAAGGUAAAGAAAUCUACCUAAUAUCUGGGGGCUUUCAUAGUCUAAUCGAACCGGUGGCCAUUGAGUUGGGCAUUUCGUUAAAGAACAUUUAUGCGAAUAAAUUGAUGUUUUUCUAUAACGGCGAUUAUGCGGACUUUGAUGCCAGUCAACCUACGUCAAGGUCGGGCGGUAAAGCAGAGGCUAUUGCCAAUAUAAGGCAAAUGUAUCCAAAAGAUACUUUGGUUACUAUGAUCGGUGACGGUGCCACAGAUCUGGAAGCGGUACCUCCAGCUAAUUAUUUUAUCGGUUUUGGCGGCAAUGUUUUGCGUCCAGAAGUACAAAAGCGUGCUCAGUAUUAUAUAACCGAUUUUGAACAGCUUAUGUAAAAUCUUAUAUAUUAGCUGCGCUAUCCAUCUCCUUUCUUCCCCCCCCUCCUCCUCCUUCUCCCUGUCUUACUCCUCUUCCCUGCUUCUGAGCCCGACUAUAUAAGAGAAAGAAUAAUUAUUAACUUAAAAAAAAAAAAAAAGUGCACA